UGGCUUUGUCAAUCAGCAAAGUCGACUUAUGUGGGAUCAGUUUUCGGUCAUGUCAAUUUGCUCCAGGCAAAGGCAGUUCCUCUGCGGAAGCCAACGGAGCAGGAAGCCAGCAACAUGGCCACAUUCUCGUCCAGCGAUGAAUUUGACUUUAGCAAGUGGGACUUUCCCGAGGAACGCAUCUGGCUGCAUAAGCCUAAUGGCGAAAUCACCUGGAAAAUCAUCACUUUCCUGCCCCUAAUUGCCUUUGGUCUGUAUGGAAACUUCACCAUGGUGUAUCUGAUAGCCGCCAAUCGAUCCUUGAGAUCGCCCACUAACCUAAUUAUUGCCAACAUGGCUGUGGCCGACCUGCUAACGCUGGCCAUCUGCCCGGCUAUGUUUAUGGUGAACGACUUCUAUCAGAACUACCAGCUGGGCUGCGUUGGCUGCAAGCUAGAGGGAUUCCUGGUGGUGGUUUUCCUUAUCACAGCCGUACUCAAUCUCUCGGUGGUCAGCUACGACCGUCUCACGGCCAUAGUGCUGCCCAUGGAGACCCGCCUGACUGUUAGAGGAGCCCAGAUUGUAGUGGUCUGCACCUGGAUUCUGGGUAUUCUCCUGGCAUCACCCUUGGCUUUGUACAGAGGCUAUAGAGUGCGAGUUUGGAAGAACUUUACGGAGCGGUAUUGCAAGGAGAACACCAGCAUUCUGCCAAAGUACUGGUAUGUGCUUAUAACCAUUCUGGUGUGGCUGCCACUUGGCAUAAUGCUGAUCUGCUACAUAGCCAUAUUUUACAAGCUCGAUAGGUAUGAAAAGCGCGUCCUGAGCCGCGAGAACCCGCUCCAAGUGAGCUACAAACGCAGCGUGGCCAAAACCUUAUUCAUUGUCGUCGUGGUUUUUGCUGUGCUCCGUCUACCCUUUACCAUUCUGGUAGUUCUCCGGGAGAAGUACUACGCCGAGGAUAUCUCAGUGAGCAGUGGAAUGCAACUUUUCUGGUACAUCUCUCAGUAUCUGAUGUUCCUCAAUGCCGCCGUCAAUCCGCUCAUCUAUGGCUUCAACAAUGAGAACUUUAGGCGAGCCUACUACCAAAUAUCCUGGGUUCGACGCUGCAGAGAGGCGGCCAAAAUGAAGAAGAGUUCUGAUACAUCACAGCAUUGUUGCUACUGUGCCUUUAUGAAGAAGGGUAAAUCUGUGAAGAAGCCGCAAGGAACAACUCAGUCGCCAGAGAAUGUCGACAAGGGUGAGAGUCUGGAGUUCACCACUGAGGGGCCAACGACUGCCUGUUCAACGGAGAGGAUUCGUGAGGAUCAGGGGGAUAUGCAGGUGCCGGAAGUCGAUGCAGAUGGUUUUAUUUAG
This is a messenger RNA of Drosophila kikkawai, 1329 nucleotides long. Lineage: Eukaryota; Metazoa; Arthropoda; Insecta; Diptera; Drosophilidae. The record is from RefSeq and is a predicted model, not a curated record.